AUGGAAACGUCAAUGUAUAAUAACCUGAGAAAACUAAUCAAUGUCAUCGACGAGCUGAGAGAUAUUGGAUUGCAAAAAUAUAUAAAUUUACCUCGAAUAUGUGUUGUGGGUACUCAAAGCAGUGGUAAGAGUAGUGUUUUAGAAUCCAUUGUUGGUAUGGAUUUCUUACCAAGAGGAGAAGGGAUUGUAACAAGGAGACCUAUUGAAUUUCGAUUAAUACAUAUAAAAGAAGAUAGUGAAAUUAAACAUUGGGCUGUAUUUGAAAAUGAGAAGAAUAAAAAGUAUACUGAUUUUAAUGAAGUGAGGGAACAAAUAAAUAGAUUAACAGAUGAAUUAGCUGGAAAAAAUAAAGGAAUAAUAGAUGAACCUAUAGUAUUAAAUAUAUAUUCUAUUAAAUGUCCAGAUCUAUCUUUAAUAGAUUUACCAGGUAUAACAAGAGUACCUUUAAAAAAUUCUGAUCAAACAGAUGAUAUAGAAAGAUUAACUAGAGAUAUGGCUCUUCGAUAUGUAAAAGAUCCAAGAACAAUUAUAUUAGCUGUCUUACCAGCAAAUGCUGAUAUGUCUACUAGUGAUGCAUUACAAAUAGCUAGAAAAGUAGAUCCUAAAGGUUUAAGAACCAUUGGUGUUAUCACAAAAAUAGAUUUAAUGGAUAAAGGUGCUGAUGCAAGUAAAAUGUUAUUAAAUGAUGAAAUAAAUUUAAGAUUAGGAUAUACUGGUGUUGUUAAUAGAUCAACUGCUGAUAUUAAAAAAGGGAAAACUAUAAGUCAAUCCUUAAAAGAUGAAUUAGAAUUUUUUCAAAAACAUCCAGUAUAUAAAAAAUUACCACCAUCUUUAUAUGGAACAAAUUCUUUAACAGAUAAAUUAACAAAAGUUUUAUUAAGACAUAUAAAAAAUUUUUUACCAGAUAUAAAAGUAGAAAUUAAUGAUAAAAUCAGAUAUAUCAAUGACAAAUUAUAUGAACUAGGAACUAAUGUACCUUUAGAUGCUACAAAAAAAACACAACUUUUAUGGUCUAUGAUUACAGAUUAUUGUGAAAUCUUUAAAAAUACAUUAAAAGGGAAAUAUGAUAAAAGAGUUCAAGUUUUUAUAGAAAAUAAUGAUAUUUUAUGUGGUCUUAAAGUACGUACUAUAUUUAAUGAAUUCUUAGAUGAAUAUGUAGGAAAAAAUGUUACAAGUGAAUUAACUGAUAAUGAUAUUGAUGAUGCUAUUUGUUUACAUGAAGGAGAUAGUUUACCAGGAUUUCCAUCACCUGAUACAUUUGAAUUCUUAAUAUUACCACAUUUAAAAAAAAUUAAUGCACCUGUUUUUAAUUGUUUAGAUAGAGUUAGUCAAACAUUAGAAAUUUUAUCUCAAAAAAUUGCUAACAGAGUAUUAAAUCGAUUUCCAAAAUUAUCUGAACAAGUUCUUGAAUUAUCUCAAACAAUAUUAAUGAGAGAAAAAGAAAAUACACAAAUAAUUUUAGAAAAUUAUAUUGAUGCAGAAACAAAUUAUUUAUUUACAAAUGAUGCUUCUUAUUUAAUUGAACAUGGUAGUAUCAUAAAUGCAGCAGAUGAUGAACAGAAUGAAAAUCAUAAUAACACAAAUAAUAAUAAUAGUAGUAGUUAUGACUAUGGAUUACAACAUAGAAAUCAAAAUAAAAGACAACAAUCAAAUAUAUCAAACUCAAAUCAAGAUACAUUACUUUCAACUAGUAGUAAAUAUUAUUCAAAUAUUAUGAGUGAUCAAGAAUAUAAUAUAACUGGAAAAGCAGCUAAAUUUGUUACCUCAGCACAAAAAUCAGUUAUGAAUAUAUGGAAUACUAAAGAAAAAAAAAAAACAAGAUACAAUGCUCAAUUUAUUCAAGAAAUCAGACGUAGACUUGAUUGCUAUUUUAAUAUUGUUUUAAGAAAUGUAAGAGAUAGCGUUCCAAAAAUGAUAGGAUAUUUCUUAAUUAGAAAAUUACAAGAAAAAAUGCAAUUCGAACUCUAUUCAGAUUUAAAUAGUGAACAAAAAUUAUAUGAUCUUCUUAAUGAACCACCAAAUGUAGUAAAAGAAAGAGAACAUCUAAAUAAUCAAUUAGAAAUAUUGAAAAAAGCAAACCAAGUAUUACUAAAAGAUCCUAAUAUUACAUCUAUAAAUCUAGACUUAUUUGAUGCAAAUUAUGAGCAAGAUCUAAUGGAUUAUCAAAAAAGUUUGAAAAAUGCAAAUCAAUAUAAUCACUCAUCCAAACACAAUCCUAACAUGUCUCAAGGAAGUAAUGCAAAUAUGAACAUGUAUCUCAAUGAGGGAUCAUCAUCAAUGAGUAAACGCAAUCCCAUGAUGCAUAAUCGAAAUAUGUCACCUAGCUCAAUGAACACCAAUAUGAUGAAACAGACAAGCAUGCUAGGACAAAAAAUGGGAAAUAGUCCAUCAUCAUAUAUGCAGCAGGGUCACAUGAAUGAAUCGAAGGGAAAACAUCUAUUUGAAAAAGAACCAAUGAAGAAAAAAGUAAAUUAUAAUCCCCUAUUUGAUUAA
Messenger RNA from Plasmodium adleri (nom. inval.), 2493 nucleotides. RefSeq names its product dynamin-like protein. Gene Ontology annotation, cellular component: membrane; cytoplasm; microtubule. Gene Ontology annotation, molecular function: microtubule binding; GTP binding; GTPase activity. The transcript is spliced from 4 exons. Bases 1 to 2493 code for a protein of 830 amino acids. NCBI's taxonomy places the organism in Eukaryota, Apicomplexa, Aconoidasida, Haemosporida, Plasmodiidae. The record is from RefSeq and is a predicted model, not a curated record.